AUGCGGUAUCUCGCCUUCUUGUGGUUUCUUCCACAAUGUUUCUCACUGAAUAUUCUGCUCUUCUUACUGGGCACGAAUCAGUAUGAAAGGAACAUUUUCGAGUUUCUCGCCCAACAACUUGCUCUCCGACAUCAUCAGGUGACCACUGUCAAGCCGAUUUUGAUUCCUGAAGAGCCUCGACUUGUCAAACCCAAACUCCACCUGGUGAAGGAGAAAACAUUGAAGAAUUUGCUGCCGAGAGAACUGUCAGAUGCUUUACAAAAAGCCUAUGACGCCACUCCAUGGAAGAAUGAGUAUGAGGAAGAAGGUUACGACGAAGUAUACUGGAAAGCUCACAAUGCGAGUUGUUACAAGAUGUUGAACUCCAAUUUGAUGGACACCAUUCGAAAGGAGACCAUUGACGUUGCAAUAGUUUACGCUGGGAACCCCUGUCAGCUUGCGAUCACUCAUGUAUUGGCCAUUCCGGUCAUCUAUUUCGACUUGGAAGGUCUGUCCGAUGAAACAUUGGUGGCAUCUAACUCUCCGCUUAAUCUGAACAUCCCUCCGUCAAGAUGUUUCCUGCCUGAGAAAUUAGCAUUCCCGAUAAGCUUUGAGAUGAGAUCUUACUCUUAUGGAAUACCUCUUUUGGCAAAGCUAAUUUCGAAAAAAUUCCGGCAACUGGAUGAUCCCAUUACGUCAAUGUUCGCUGAUGACUACUACCUAAAGAAAAAGUUUCCAAACUUCCCCAGCUCAAAUGAACUUUUACGUUCAAGCUCACUAUUUUUUGCUAACACUGAUCCUCUAUUGGAAUUCCCACGAGCACUUUCUCCAAAGAUUAUUCCCGUUGGUGGACUUCAUGUGGACCAGCCCAAACCUUUAUUUGCGCCAUGGAAUACAUCAAUUGAAUCGGCUCAGGAUGGUCUGAUUGUUGUCAGCCUUGGCACACAGGCUAAUCACGCUUAUAUGACAGAAUCGCAGGCAAAAGCUAUCUUGGGAGCACUGUCGAAACUCACCACCUACCGCAUUUAUUGGCGAAUUGGACACAAAGUCGAACUGAAAAAUGUAACGGAGGGCAAUGUACCGUCUCACAUCAAUCUAACAGCCUUUAUCCCUCAAAACGAUCUGCUGGCUCACAAAUCCUGUAAACUGUUAGUGACAAAUGGUGGAAUGUCAUCAGUUAUGGAAGCUGUAGCUCAUGGAGUACCGAUCGUUGGAAUACCGCUUUAUGGAAGUAACAGACAUAACCUGAAGAAAGUUGUGGCAAAAGGACUUGGACUGAUGAUCAGUAAAAAAGAGCUGAGAGAAGAUAAAUUGUUGAACACGAUGAAAUCCGUACUUCAAGGAAGCAGGUUCGCCAAAGUGGCAAAAGAGAUGUCCAAAGAUUUCCGAUCACGACCGUCGACACCAUUCGAAACAGCUCUACACUAUAUUGAAGUGGUAGGACGACACCGUAGUUCGGGCUUCUACGGUGCGACACCUGUGAAUCCUCUGCUCACACUCAAUCUUGACUUUCUAGCCAUGAUCCUCCUAGUUACAUACAUUGUUACUUAUUUAUUUAUUCAAUCCUUACUUUCAAUUUGCCACCGAUCGUCGAUACCGUCCAUUGUUAUUACUGCGGAUGGAAACAGUAAAAAACUACGAUCGAAAAAAGAAAAUUAA
This is a messenger RNA of Haemonchus placei, 1638 nucleotides long. The record is from the annotation of a GenBank genome assembly. NCBI's taxonomy places the organism in Eukaryota, Metazoa, Nematoda, Chromadorea, Rhabditida, Trichostrongylidae.